Messenger RNA from Salvia miltiorrhiza (redroot sage), 1786 nucleotides. Its product is annotated as protein ASPARTIC PROTEASE IN GUARD CELL 1-like. Gene Ontology annotation, molecular function: aspartic-type endopeptidase activity. Bases 232 to 1644 code for a protein of 470 amino acids. The transcript has a single exon. The record is from RefSeq and is a predicted model, not a curated record. Gene Ontology annotation, biological process: proteolysis. Lineage: Eukaryota; Viridiplantae; Streptophyta; Magnoliopsida; Lamiales; Lamiaceae.
AAAAACAUAAGUUAGAAACCAAAUCCAAAUGUUCCAAUUGUAUUAAUUACGAUUUUCUAAUUAAUGUUAAAAAUGUAGUCAUAAAAUUAUUUUUGCGAGAGAGAGAAAACAUUUAUACUUAGUAAUUAAAGAUAAUAUACGAUCCCGUUGCGGCUGCCGCUGCUCUGCUUCAUCUCCUCCACUGCUUUAUAAAUCCAACUCCUUUACCUUUACAAACAAACAAACAAAACCAUGGCCUCUCUCACUGUCUCUCUCUCCUCCUGCAUUCUCUUCUCUCUCAUCCUCAUCUCCUCCUCCUCCGACGACCAACAAUUCGAUUUCCUCGACGCCGCCGCCACGCUCCACCAAGCUCGUCAAGUCUUCUCUCCAAACCUCGCGGCAAACACUCCAGCGACCGUACAGCUGCUCCCCUCUCUCUCUCUAAGCCUCCACCCUCGCUCCUCCCUCCGUUCCGCCCCCACCACCACCGCCAACUACACCGCCCUCACUCUCUCUCGCCUGGCCCGCGACGAAGCCCGCGUCCAAUCCCUCCUCCUCCGCCACUCACUCGCCCUCUCCGGCAGCUCGGAAUUCUCGCCGCAGCAGUUCCAGUCCCCCGUGACCUCCGGCAUCCGCCUCGGCAGCGGCGAGUAUUUCGCCCGCAUUGGCGUCGGCCGCCCCGCCAAGGACUUCUACAUGGUCAUCGACAGCGGCAGCGACAUCAGCUGGCUCCAAUGCCUGCCCUGCGCUGACUGCUACAACCAAACCGACCCCAUCUUCAACCCCUCCGCCUCCGCCACCUAUCGCCCCGUCUCCUGCGCCGCCCCGCAGUGCUCCGCCCUCGAGGUCUCCGCCUGCCGCACCGAUGCCUGCCUCUACCAGGUCUCCUACGGCGACGGCUCCUACACCGUCGGUAGCUUCGCCACCGAAACCGUCUCCUUCGGCGCCUCCGGCUCCGUCCCCAACGUCGCCAUCGGCUGCGGCCACCACAACGAGGGUUUAUUCGCCGGCGCCGCCGGUCUAUUAGGCCUCGGCGGCGGGCCCCUAUCCCUAACUUCCCAAAUCAAAGCGACGUCGUUCUCCUACUGUUUAGUAAACCGCGACUCGACUUCCUCGUCGACUCUCGAGUUCAACUCGGCCCGGCCCGCCGACUCGGUCCUGGCUCCUUUACUCCUCAAUUCGCGAAUCAACACCUACCACUACGUCGCCCUAACCGGAAUCAACGUAGGCGGCCGCCCGGUUCAAUUCUCCCCGAGCCUCCUCUCAAUCGGCGGCGACGGCCGAGGCGGAGUGAUCAUCGAUUCCGGCACGGCGGUGACACGGUUGCGAUCGGAGGUGUACAACGCGGUGCGCGACGCGUUUGCGGGCAUGGCGCAGAACUUGCCGGCGGCGAGCGGGUUCUCGCUGUUCGACACUUGCUUCGACCUGUCGAGCAUGACGAGGGUGAGGGUGCCGACGGUGUCGCUGCAGUUCGCAGGCGGGAACACGGUGGCGCUGCGGCCGAGCAACUUCUUAAUACCGGUGGACGACGCCGGGAAGUACUGCUUCGCGUUCGCGGGGACGAGCGGGACACUGUCGAUUAUCGGUAACGUGCAGCAGCAAGGGACACGUGUCAGUUACGACCUGGUUAAUAAAUAUAUUGGUUUCAGCCCCAAUAAAUGCUAGUAGUACUAAUUAUUAGUGUAGUAGCUCAAUUACCAUGAGCAAUUUUAAUUUCGAUUCUAAUUCCAAUCAAUAAUUCGUAGUAAUUAUUUUGUAGCUCUGUUUUGGCUCAUAGAAUGAAACAAUCAAAGGCCGUUCAGAUUUA